Molecule: messenger RNA, 2747 nt
Organism: Mytilus californianus (California mussel)
Lineage: Eukaryota; Metazoa; Mollusca; Bivalvia; Mytilida; Mytilidae
Product: noelin-2-like
Exons: 2
Coding region: 304-1806 (500 amino acids)
Biological process (GO): signal transduction
Source: RefSeq, a predicted model, not a curated record
UUAAUCGCUCUGACAGAUAUUUUCAAGUAGAAAUGGAAUCAUAAUUGCAAUAAAUCCAUAUGCUUCAAUUUAUGUAAUUGUUCUGGCGCUUAAAGUGAAUUACCUCAACAGUUAUGAAAUUAAAUGGCCUAACAACAAUUUGGUUUACUUUGGGUAAUGUCAGAAUCAAACAAAAAGUGGAAACUGAAACAAUAUCUAAGUAAAAUCAAUUCUACAAAUUUAUCAACGCAUUAUCAUUGUACUAAUUGUGAACGAACAAUGUAAGAACAGAUUCGUUAACAGAGAAUAUUGUAAAUAUAAAAAAUGCGAAGAAUUUUCAUAUUCACUCUUUUUUGUUCAGUGUUUGCCGUUGUUCCUGUGAAAAAUGACGACUGUACGUACGAAUUUGAUAUGGAACAUAAUCUAAUCUACGUAUCAUGUUCAAGAAAUGUGUCUCUAACUAUCAAAGAAAAAGAUGGUGCAAUAAGUCUUAUUCAAGACCCGGAUGACAAAUUGUGGUUCGAAACAGACGAAAACGUGAAAAAUCAGUUACCGGAUCGUUUUAGCAGUAAAUCUACCAAAAAAUUGAAAGAUGCCGCGAGACUUUUAAAGCGAAUGAAGUCUACCAUAGGGACACGUAUGGGGACAUUAGAAAAUAUAACUGCGACUUUAGCGUCUGGGGACAGUGACUUAAGGAAUGAUCUUACAAAUAUAAAACAGUAUCCACCGACGUCUACAUUGAUGAGAGAAUCAAUGGUGGCAGCCUUGCAGAAUCAGUACACGUACCUCCAACACGCCAUGUUGGCACUUAAUGCCGAAAUGAAAGAAAUGGUCGAGAUGAUGUCAUCUGUUGCUACAGCAGCGCAAAAAUCAGUUCGAAGUCAGUUAGCUAUGAAUGACAAAGUUCAAGAGGAUGUUUUACUUAUAUUGGCAAGCUUGGCAAAGGCAAAUGUGACUAAAAUUGAACGCAAAACUGAUUUCUGCCCACAAGAGCUGGUAUCAAUCAGAAGCGAUAACACCGAAAUUCCUGUUGGGAUAGCACAAGGCAGCUUUGCAGUAGACCCGAUACCUGGUGGUCAAAUAUGGGUAACCUAUGGUUACAGUGACAUCAACGAAAUAUUCCAGUACAAAUCUUUGGAACUGCUCAAAUAUGACGUCGAGAAAGGAACACACAAACUCCCGUUCUUUUGUGAAGGAACAGGACAUGUCGUUUAUAAAAACUCUUUGUUUUGCCAUAAGGGAAUGAGCAACAAAAUUGUUAAGUAUAACUUACUUCAGAAAAAGUGGGAGAAAGAAAUCGCUCUGGACAACGCAGGUGUCCAUAACAAAUAUCCAUACCAGAGUGGAAAAUUUUCAGACAUUGAUUUUGCUGUAGACGAAAAAGGAUUAUGGGUGAUUUAUGCUACAACAUAUUCCAACGGGAAUAUAGUUAUAGUAAAACUUAAUGACGACACACUUGAGAUUUUGGAGACGUGGGUAACAAAUAUACCAAAAACAAAAGUUGGAAAUGCAUUUAUGAUUUGUGGAAUUAUGUAUGCAACGGAUUCGUACGAAAAUAUCCCAACUUUCAUCAAAUAUUCAUUUAAUACAAAUAACGGCGGUAGCAAGGUUCUUAAAGACAAUCAAAUAAUAUUUCCAAACACCAUUGAUGAUAAAUUUGCUAAGAACUACAUGCUGGACUACAAUCCAAUUCAAAAGAAGCUUUAUGCGUGGAAUCAUGGUCGUGUGGAAGUUUAUUCUGUGUCAUCUAAAUCGUAUUACCCGUUUCAAGUUGGUGCAAACCGCGUUAAACGACGAAAUUCUCGAAAGAAAAGGAAAAGAAAUUGAUUCCCGAAAGAGCUAUACGUUCUUGUAGAUUAAUCUUUGAAAGUAUAACUAUAUAGAACACGAACAAUUGUUUGCCAAUGGAGUUUUCACGUGUUAGGAAUGUAAUUGGUAUGACGUUGAUAUUUAUUUAAAGUACUAGUAAUAGAACGAAAUUGGAAGGAACAAAUUAUGUUUAUUGUACAUGAUAUCAAACUAUCUUGUUAAUGAUUGUUCCACGAUUUAAAAUAUCAAAAGAAAAAGUUUUUUGUCCAUCAUUGUUAUAACAUAUUUCACUCCAAUCAGCACUGGGAAAUACUUCGCGUAAGUCAAACAAUUUACCAAUAACUUGUACUAAUCACUUUAAUAUGAGGAUCUGGAUGAGAAAAAAGAGAAUAUUUGACCAACAAAUAAAAAUUAUUAGAGAAAAAAAAAGCAAAAAACAAAAUAAAGCAUAAGGAAUAAUUGGGUGAUAAAAUAUAAAGAAUACAGAAUGAUGUGGUGAUAAAAUAUAAAGACUAAUAAAUGAGAUGAUGAAAUGUAAAGAACAUAAAAUAAUCGUGUUAUAUAAUAUAAGGAAUAGAGAAUAAUUGGGUGAUAAAAUAUUAAAAAUAGAGAUUAAUGUGCAAAAUUUAUGAAAAAUAGUUUUAAAAAAAACCCAGAAUUGAAGGCCCCUUCCCCCUCCAGAUCCUCGUGUUGUACAAAUCGUGAAUGAUACGGAAUUGUGUAUACAUCGUGUAGGUGAAUUGAAUUUUUUUUUUAUAUUUAUAUAAUAUUUGGUUAUUAUUGCUAGUCAUUUUCAAGUAUUUCACAGAUAAUAAUUCAUAUUUGUUUAUAUUUAACGCAUUAUUAAUGACUUGUUCAAAAUAAUAUCUUUUCUCAAAUUUGUAUAUAUUUAUCUUUUUAUUGAUAUUUAUUCUGUUGAAUUAUUUAAUAAAGGUUUAGAUAUUACAAAGGGAAACUUA